UGCUGGAAGCUCAUUGGCUCAUGGAUCACGGCCUCUCACCCUACUCCGGCCCUCACUUCCAAGCUUCUCCCGUCCUGCUGCUCCUGCCCCCCUUCCUCCUCUCCCCAAUCAACUUCACACUGCUCCUAACCAUAUCAGACAUCAUCACAGCAGCCCUCCUCCUCUUCUCCGGAUCCCUCCUCCAUCCUUCCUCCACUUCCUCUCCCUUCACCGCUUCCAAAUCAAGCCAUGCACCAUCUGCCGUCACCUCUCUCCCUCCGCCCUUGGGCCUGGGAGCAUGGAGCGCGCUGCUGCUGCUCUGGAACCCCCUCUCUGCUGCGGCAGCCAUUGCUGGGGCUGCCUCUUCGCUUCUCUCGCUGCCGAUUGCGCUCGCGCUCGCCUCUGCUGCUGCGGGCAACCCGCCUCUGGCAGCCAUGAGCAUGGCUCUAUGCAUGGUGCUCUCGCCGUCAUCCACUGUCCUGCUAGUGCCUGUCCUACUGCUGCUGCUUAACAGACCCUCCUCCCAACCAGCCGCCUCUGCCCACGCACCCGUUGCUAUGCAAACAGCACCAGUAGUAGCAGCAUCAACAGCAACAAAAGCGGCAGCAGCAGCAGCAGCAGCAGCAGCAGCAGCUACGACAACAGCAGAAGCUACCACCCGUUCCCCUCACCGCCCCUCUUCCCAGCGUCACCACCUGCUCGGCCCCUUCCUCCUCCUCCUCGCGCUCUGGCUAGCCACUCUCCUUUCCGCCUGUCACCUGCUGCUGCUCCCAUACGGGGGUCUUCUGCCUGCAUUCUCUCACAUCUAUCCAUUCGCUCUGCAACUCUCAGACCUUACACCCAACCUCGGCCUGCGCUGGUAUUUCUUUGCAGAGGCCUUUGCAUACAUCCGUCCAUUCUACUCCUUUGUCUUCUCCGCCACGCUCCUCCUCGUGCUGCCUCCGCUCGCGCUGCGCCUGCACCGCCGGCCCUUCUUCCUCGCCUUUGCACUCCUCCUCUCCUCGCAGAUCGUCGCUCCCUAUCCCACUGUAGGGGAGUCGGGGUUCAUCCUUGCGUUGCUGCCCCUGUUCCUCCCUCAGCUAUCAGCGAUGCGCUUUGUGUUUGUGAUCUUGUUGGGCUACCUCCUAGUGCACACAAUGGGUCCCACCAUGUGGGAUCUGUGGGUCCUCAAGAGCAUUGGAAACGCCAACUUCUUCUUUGCCGUGGUCCUCAUUUUUGCUGCUAUCCAAGGACUUCUUCUGGUGGAAUCAGUGCAUACAGUGCUAAUGCAUGAUCGUACACUCAAGAAACUAGACAUGGCAUCACAUAUGCUCAAUGUGUCAUAA
This is a messenger RNA of Closterium sp. Yama58-4, 1304 nucleotides long. Lineage: Eukaryota; Viridiplantae; Streptophyta; Zygnematophyceae; Desmidiales; Closteriaceae. The record is from the annotation of a GenBank genome assembly.